This is a messenger RNA of Pelobates cultripes (western spadefoot toad), 307 nucleotides long. NCBI's taxonomy places the organism in Eukaryota, Metazoa, Chordata, Amphibia, Anura, Pelobatidae. The record is from the annotation of a GenBank genome assembly.
GGGCGGCCAUCUUUAAGCCAGGAGGCUCAUGAAUCUGGAGCAGACACCGACGACAGUGAGGCCCCAGACAAAGAAACAACCAACUACCCAAAAAAACAAGAACCACUUACUAAAACUGACCUCCACCAGAUGCUACUGGCUGCUUCGGCAGACAUAAAGGCGCACACGGCCACAGAAUUGGAGCCGCACAUAUCAGGCCUUAAAGGCGACCCUGAGACCCUGAACAACCGCACCACCCAGGCGGAAGCCAACAUAACACUUAUUAAAGCGAAUACUACCCAGCGCAGCCAAGACAUUUACUACCUCA